Messenger RNA from Sardina pilchardus (European sardine), 1466 nucleotides. RefSeq names its product leucine rich repeat containing 39 (gene lrrc39). Lineage: Eukaryota; Metazoa; Chordata; Actinopteri; Clupeiformes; Clupeidae. The transcript is spliced from 9 exons. The coding region runs from base 363 to 1406 and encodes 347 amino acids. Gene Ontology annotation, molecular function: protein binding. The record is from RefSeq and is a predicted model, not a curated record.
CCAGACACACACACACACAGACACACACUCCACAGGUCACCCUCACACACCGCCUGCAGGUCUGGGAACCUAAUAACCUCACACACACAGGGAGAGGAUUUUUGCUGUGGAGUUUGUGGCUUUGAGAGAGUUCUGUGGUGCUGAAAGGGUUCUCUGGCUGUCAAAUACUGUGGCUGUGGGAGAGUUCUGUCUGAACCGUCCUGCUGGGCUUGAGAUGUGACCCAUCAGAACCAUGACUGACCGAGUGUCAUCAUGACCGAGAUGUGUUUGUCGCCCCCUGUCUGUUGUACUGGGUAAGGCCCUGAGUGGCUGAGACCAGGGACGACCGUGGUGUGUGUGUGAGUCUGGGCCAGGAGUUUAGCAUGACGGGGGUGGCUGUGUGCUUCGGAGCGGUCAACUCCAUCAAGGCACUCUGGGAGACCAGGAUCAAGAAGAGCAAAGAUGACCAGCAGACGCAACGAGACCUCCGGGACAGAGCAGCCGUGGGACGGCUGACAGGGCCAUGGGAGGACCGCAUCGCUCUGAACAAACUCCGCGAGCGAAUCGUAACGGAGGACGGACGGGUCAUCCUGCGCAUACAGAAGGAGGAGUGGAAGACCCUUCCUGCUGCGCUGGUCCAGUUGUCAGAGGUUCACGAGUGGCAGCUUCACCGCACCGGCCUGCAGAAGAUCCCGCACUUCAUCGGCAGCUUCCAGCAGCUCAUCGUCCUCGACCUCUCCCGCAACGCCAUCACCGACAUCCCCAAAGAGAUCGGUAAGCUGACGAGGCUGCGGGAGCUGGUGGUCAGCUAUAACCGCGUGAGCAGCAUCCCAGAGGAGCUGGGUGACUGUGAGAGUCUGGAGAAACUGGAGCUGGCCAUGAACCGGGACCUGGACGAGCUUCCAGAACAGCUAAGCAACCUGAAGAAGCUGUAUCACCUGGACCUCUCCAUGAACAAGUUCACGGAGAUCCCCGAGUGUGUGGUCAACCUGCCCGCUCUUGAGUGGCUGGACAUGGGGGGCAACCAGCUGCAGAGCCUCCCUUACGACAUACACAGGAUGGAGAAGGUCCAUACCCUGUGGCUCCAGCGGAAUGAGCUGGAGCAUCUCCCUGACAACAUCAGUCACAUGCACAACCUGGACACUCUGGUGCUGAGCAACAACCGCCUCAAGGACAUCCCCAGCCUGAUGGAGGAUAUGAAGAACCUCAGGUUUGUGAAUUUCCGUGACAACCCUCUGACGUGGGACCUGACGCUACCGGAGGUGCAGGCCGAGGACCCGGAGGAGGACGACGACCGGGAGAUGUUUGGACGAGAGUUCAUGGAGCUGUACAUCAGAGAGUCGCGCAAACGAGAGUCCCAGGCCACGUUUACGUCCGUGCUGAACGUGACGCUGGAAGGUGUGUGUGAGACGCCGCCACUCUCCUGAUUGUCCUCCAUGUUGGCCUCUGCACUUCCUGCUUCCUGUCAGGCGGCCAUGUCCUCGUCC